Messenger RNA from Pogonomyrmex barbatus (red harvester ant), 7593 nucleotides. RefSeq names its product transmembrane protein KIAA1109 homolog tweek (gene tweek). Gene Ontology annotation, biological process: synaptic vesicle endocytosis. The record is from RefSeq and is a predicted model, not a curated record. Lineage: Eukaryota; Metazoa; Arthropoda; Insecta; Hymenoptera; Formicidae.
UAUAUAUUCCUCAUUUUGAUACUUAUAGAUACCAAAUGCCAGCCAAAAAAAGGAACUAACUCAAAAUUUUAUCUCGAUAUACCACCAGAAACACCGGCAUUUUUAUGCGAAAGAAUUGGCGUUGAUAUUGAUAUUAAAAAAAUGGCCGAUAUGACAGUAGAUGAUAUGAUACAAAAACAAAAUGUUCUAUAUAUAUCUAGAGGCCAAUUAAAGAAACAUACUAGUACAGUGGUUAACAUUAGUUUAAAUAUCCGUUAUAUAAGUCAGCAAGUAAACAUGCCUCUUCUCAGAUUAUUACAUCAGAUAAGUAACAUGUAUCAAAAUGUUAAAGAGACACAGAUGGAGUUAAAAGAGCAACAACCUGAAGGAAAACGUAAUACUAACUUAAUCGUUAAUGACAACGUCGCAAAAAAUGGUUCAUCAUCCACAUCCGAUUUACAAGAACAGUUUCUUACUGGCGGCAAGAAGACCGAAGCACCGUUGCUUCAUAGCAGUUUUGAACCAAAUCAAUCGAAAAUGCUAUCAAGUACAACUGUACGGUCUCGGCCGCAAAGUUUCGCACAAAAGUUACGAAGUACUGGCAAAAGUGUAAAGGGUUAUAUUAAUUUAAGCGAAGGCGUUAUUACGCCCAGUUUCGGAGCAAGUCCUAGCGGAUCUGGUUUAGAUAAAUUCACGGAUACGUGUAAAGAUAGUGCACACUUAACGCCACGAUGCUGGAAAACUAUAUACUAUCUUCUGGAUUUAUAUGCAACUCGCCCAGAAACUAAAACUAUUACUCAUCGAUUUUCGAUACCCGCAGAUGCGGCGGAACAUUAUAAAAGUGGAAGAAAAUAUGAAAUUUUGAAUGAAACCAAGGAUGUUGAUAUUGAAAAAGGAUUGAACGCGGAGAAUAGUUCAACGCCAAUCCCUCCAUCGAGAGAAUUAAAUAUUGUAACGGGUGAAAGAACCAGACUAAUUAUUUUUGGCGUCGCACGAAUUCAUAGAACCAGAUUAUUAGCUACUUUGAGUGGCUUAAAACUUGAGGCAGAAAUUACUAGUUUACACGCUAGUCUAACUUGCCGCAAGAAAUCGCGACCUGCAAGUUUAGAAUGUAGCAUGACUGGACAAAUUGGUAGAACUAUGAUUGUCUUACUGGAAGGGAUUGCUCCCAGUCAACAGACAGUCGUAAAAGUUACCGUUGGUAAAUCACAAGCUUUGUAUUCUAGUAUUACGAGACGUCAAAAAGACAAGAAUAGCGGUUUACUGACUGUCGGCGCUGUAAACAUUGAUAUACCACAGCAUCCCGUAGCCUUGCAUGGGAUGAUGACCAGAGGCAGCAAACAAUUAUCGUCAACACUACAGGAAUUAAGAGUUACUAGAACAUCAUCGAGAAUGUCGCGAGGCCAACAACAAGACGAUGUAGACACUGUUCCGGGCAGUCCGCAUCAUUACGCUCCAGCUCCUUCGAUUGACGUAGAAAAGCCACAGGCCGUGUCUGGUCUUUUAGAACCUAUCGUUAUGCAGUUCCACAUAAUACUUCAAAGUCUAAGUAUAACCGCGGCAUUGUUACCGUCUCUGCAAGCACAAUAUAAGAUGGAUCAAGUGAAUAGUUCCGGUAUAACAGGCAGCAAGGCUAAGUUUACUAUAGAUUUGCCUCAUCAUAAUCUAAGUUUCACGACGAAAUUGCAAGUGACGGAAGCAAAUUUACCAUCUGAAGCAAGUAUCGAACUACCUAAAGUGCACGUUUCAGCCGAGUACAUUCAAGAUGGAAGCAGCAAUUUGAAUGAUAGCAAAUUAGCAGAUGGUGUCGUAUUAAGACAAGGUAGUUAUUUGAGUGCAACUGCAGAUAUUGGAGUAUUUGAGCAUUCAUUAACGACGGAUCUUUUAAAUCAUUUAGUAUUUGUACAAAAAGUAUUUAUGAAAGAAGUAAACGAGGUAGUACAGAAAGUCUACGGAGGGGAAAAGCCAGUGCCUUUGUGGCUCGAAGAUGACGAAUCAACCAAUUCUACUUUGAAACGAAUUUUAUUCUCGCUGAUUAUACGUAUCAAGAGAAUUCAAUUGACUGCAACAACUCCAACUAAUUCGGCAGUGCGAUUAGAAACCGGCGCGGUAGAAUUUCAAUUAUCUAACAGAGUGCAAAAUGUUUCUGGAGCUACUCAACCUAAUCCCUAUAUGAAAUUAUUUGGCAAAGCGCAAGUUGAUAUUAAUUUAAGUUUAGGACAAUUACUAAAGAAUAUAUUGUUUGAAGAAGCAGAGCCCGAAUUUCAGCAGUUUGCUUUCUUCAAUACUAGAAUAGGACUACGAAAUGCAUUUCAAGAGGAAAUGGCUCAGGGUGAAGACAAGGAAGUAGUUUUAAUUACUCUUAAACGUCCACUAAUUUAUAUACAACCGAUAGCUAUCGAUAAAGCCAUACUCGUUUGGUUAAAUUACAAAAACGCAUAUGAAUACUGGAAUGAAAAGCGAUCUAAUUUGAAUAAAGAGGUAUUAACUGCCACUCAGCAAGUAUUUGAAAAAGUUCCAUUUGGGCAAUUAACGAGUCAACUCAGCGCACCUCAUCUUGGAACAUUAUUUUUGCAAUUAACAGUUGAUGAUAUGGGCAUAUGUCUGCCGCUUAAUCCCUUGCCACCGAAUAAUUGGAGAUUAAACAGAGGCCUUUAUGAUGGAGAAUCGCGAGGGGCUGUUGUAGUGACACUUGAAAAUACAAGCAUAUCUGCAUGUAGUAGCGGUAGUUUAGUUAGUAAAGGAAGAUUUGUAGGGUUAUGCUUGAGAUUUGCAGAAGACUUUGAAACUUCUUUGGACGAUUGGAAACCAGAUAUGACUGAUAGUAAUAUAAUGAAUUUAUGCGUUGUAUCAGAAGGCACGUACGAAGUAUGUAGUAGAACUAUCGCACAAAAACAAGAUAAAUCUGAUAACGCUAAAUGGAUCUUGAACGUUCAAUGGCAAAUGGAAGGAGUUGAUAUUCAUCUUGAUGUCAAUGUAGGACAACAAUUAUCAGCUCUUGGGCAUACAUUAACAAUGUUAACUGGUUCUGAAGAAGAGGAUGAUAUUUACAUUCCUCCAGAUUAUGACAGUGAUGAUGGUGAUCAACCAGAAAAUAGCACUAGCCAGGAAAGCAUAUUAAUGAAAAAAUCGAAAAAUUGGACGGACAGUCUUCCGGCAUUUAUCUUCGAUCCUACACUUGAUGCAAAAAAGAGAUCACAACUAAUAGAAAAAGAGAUGAACGAACAAGCUAAAAUUAUAAAUGAUUUGCGAUCAUUGGGCGCAUCACAUGGAACAAUUGAACAGGAAAUGAAACGUCUGCAUGAAUUGGAAGCGAUGGUAUUCAAAGAUUUUAGAAGAGAUAUGAUUCAAAAACUAAGAAGACAAUCUGUAAAAGCUUCUGGUAUUAAGGGUAAAUUAGGUCUUGGUAGCAAAACGAAUACAUAUCGUUCAAGAUCCUUUAUUGUGCCCUCACCCACACCAGAACAUCAUUUAGAAAGCCCAGAAGAUAUGAAUACUGAAAUUAAUUCGGCAAAUUCAGCUAGUUAUGAAAGCAGUCCUAGAAGCGGUCCUAGUCGAUCAGCUUCCUUGCGAGUAAGAGGACUUAGUGGACCACGAGUCACUUUUAGUGAUACCCAUACGAUGUGCAGGCAAUCAUCUCUACCCAGCGCUAGUUCUGAUUUGAGUUUACCAGAGGGAGAAUUAGAAUGGCCAGAAGCUAUCGAGAUAGAAGGAGAACGAGUUGAAUAGAAAAAAAAUAAAGAUAUUAGUUGUACAUCUAGUUACGAUAGCAUGGAGGGACAUGCACCAUUACUUGAUUCAUUUGGAAAAGAACAAGCUUCAUCAACAUCUUCACCAUUUAUUACAGCUCAAAAAACUCAAGAGCCUAAUAUAGAUUUUGAACUCGAUGUCAAAGUUUUAAUUAAUAGCGGAAAGUGCGUAUUACAUACAAAAGAUCCAGGAAAAGAAGAUGAAAUUAAACUUUUGAGUAGAAUGAAGAAAGAAAGAUCAUGUUCUGGUGGUACAUUUGAAUUUCAACCUGGCAGUCCCAGUAGCAGUAGGAAACAUUUAAAUAGUAAAGAGAAACCAUCAACAACUAGCACAUCUCGAUUAAAAUAUCUGCAGCAUACAAGUGUGCCUUUGGUAGAUUUAACCAUUUUUCAUAUUCCUGGGUUAGACGUUAAGGUUCAUUACGAAUCUAAAACUCUUCCAGAAGAAUCAUUAUCUCCCCGUGUAUCUGCUGAGAACAAUUUGUUAAAUCCAAUUACAGUGACAGCACUUAGAAAAUCUAGUACUAAAAAAGCUAGUCUUUUUGCUUGGAUGACUCUUCAAAGUAUUCCAGAGGAAACUAUUAUCAGUCCUCAUAUUCUUGAAUUUUUAGAACAAACUCUAGAACCAAUUCCGAGCAAGAAUAACUUUCAGAGUAAUGUGCAAACGAAUGCUGGCUUUCUAUUAGAAAAUACAGAAAAUACAUCAUGGGCUGCCACCGCUGCAAGUAGCAAUUAUGUUUAUGCCAGUUUUCCCGUUGAUGUCAUAGUGUAUUUUCAUAUGCAGCCAUCUACAUUUAGAUUUUCGUGUUUACCAGUUUCAAGAGUAGAAUGUAUGUUGCAAUUACCAUCCCUUGAUAUCAUUUUUUCAUCAAAGCGUGCUGAGGAAGAGUUAAUCGAAUUUCGAGAAUUUAAAUCACAAACAACGAGCAAAGAAAUAGGUUCGGCUAUUGGUGGAUUAUCUGUCACAGGUUGUUUAGCAGAUUUUUCUGUUUAUAUUUUUCAUCCAUAUGGCGGUGGAAAGAAAACAGGACUAAAGGAAGCACAGUGGUCGCCCUUAUCCGAUAGUGAGAGAAAAGAUUCAUUAAGCAUCAAUGUUGAAUUUGUAAAAUUUCAUCUAUCGAGAAGUAGGAAAUUGAACUUUCAAAGUGAACAACUUAAGAAGCUUUCGGAUACUGGUCGUGCAGUCAUACGAUUUUCAACAAUUAUUGAUAUUGGAUCUGCUUCGUUUAAAUACGAUAUGCGUCGAUUAACAGAAAUUCUGGCAUUUCCGAAGGCUUGGUAUCGGCGUAGCAUCGUGAGACGCUUAUUUUUAGGAGAUUUAAGUUCAGGCACCGCAUAUCCCGAAGAGGAUGGGAACAUUCCAUCAAAUCAGGAAGAAGCGGUUAUGGGAAGUUCCUUGUUGAAGCAUUACGACAGACACGCAUGUGAUUCAUUGUCAAAAAGCGCACCUGAAAGAAGUCCAAUAUUAAACAGAGAAAAAUUAAAAUUAAGCUUGGAAAGUGAUAUGCCAAGACCCACCCGAUUAAAAGAUAUUGGAAGAGGCUGGAGUUUUACUACCGAUAAACAAGUGUCUGAAAUCAAAUUAAGAGAAUCUGCGUGGGAAACAUUGGUAUUAUUCGCAGUGAAUUUUACGCGUCUAAACGUGCAUAUGAAUAUGGGUAAUGUAAUGGGCAAUGUUAGCUGGAUGACAAAAGAUUUCAGAUCAGACGGGAGACUGUCUAUUGGCAGCACAGGACAUAAAAAUUUGUACAUAGGUAUUGGUUUAGGAGGGUCGAGUUUAGAUGCGAAAGGUGGUAUAGUCGGUGGAACAAUUGAAUUAAGUAGAAUUGAUACUUAUAUACACAUUCGCGAAGAACCAGGAAUAGAACCUGAUCACACAGUAGGAUUGAAAUUAUUUGCGUUGGAAUUACGAUUGGAUUAUAUGGGAACAAGUGUACUAAUGUCUCGAGUGUCUUCGUUAGAUGUUACUCUUAGAGACGAAUGGAAGAUUAAUCGUAGCAGCAGUGGUGAUGCUUUUAUGCCAACCCGAAGGCCCGCUAUCAUUUUUAUGCAUGGUGAUUUGGGUUGGGAUCAAUUACAAAUUAUGAUUAGUAAGUCAACAACAGCCGAUUUACUGAAAAUGUUUUACAAACUGGAUGAGUUUUUCAGUCAACAAUUUAAAAGUAGCAAACGAGUAUUUAGCUCGUUACAACCAAAGCAUCAAAGAAUGAACAAUAGUAGUAUCAAGAAAAGACAACAAAAGAAAAAAUCUGCUAUUGAUGGAGGUCCAUGGAGUUUAAAUCAGACUGCGAUAUCAGAUGCUAGACAUCAUAGACAUUGGCAAAGAGUAUUGGCCCAAGUGGCUGGUCUUCAAUUAGGAAGCCUAAGAUUUUCUUUGCCAUCAACUGGCACCGUUCUUGGUGGUACAAUGGAGCUUCACGGCUGUAAUAUUAGUUUAGCGUGUUUCCACGGAAUUAAUUUUAAAAGUAAAAGUUGGGCUUUGUUUUCGUUAAAAGAGCCCUGUAUAAGUUUCGCUACAGAAGCUCAAGAAAUCCCAAGUGUUGAAACGCCCAACACGUAUGACGUUCAUGUUGUACAGACAUUAACCAUCAGUCUGGGGCACCAGCAAGAACAACACGCGAGACAUCAUUCCAUGGCAACCGUAUGUAGAUUAAGUCGAAGUGUUUUAUUUCCACCGCAAUUUAAAUCUUUACAAGAAUGGUUUCAUUAUGCAUUUGCUAGUAGUGAAAUCGAUGCGGUAGAUAGAUUUCCAUGUGUCGAGAGAGAUAGAAUAGAAAAUACAUCUGAUGGUAGUAAUACAUCGCGCGGAAGGAGCACAUCCGCAACAUCUGGCAAGUUGCAAGAACAUUCGCACACGCGAGAAGUGAUAUUCGCUUUGCCCUCGUUGCAGCUGCAUCUAAAAACUGAACAUUUACAAACAGCCAGAACACCUGAUGUCAUAGGAUUACCUAAGCAUAUCUUAUAUAGCGAAAAACCAUUAGUCGAAUGCAGCUUUAUAACAGAAUUUGAAGAUCACAUAUUUGUCACCGUUGAUGCCGAAGCCUUUUUCUUUCUACAUGAUCUUAUCACGUCAUAUGUAAAAGAAAAAGAAAGAGUGCACACAAUGCAAAACAUGGGUGCAAGAGCACACAGUCCUGAUCCACAAGAAAGGAAAAAUAUAAAUGCAGUUAAUAUAUCUAGCGCAGGUACUGUUUCUGAAGAUGAGAAAAAACGUAAGCAGUUUGACCCGGCUGAAAUGUUUAUAAAAGACUGGCGAUCAUAUAGAUGUAAAACAUGGCACUUAGAACCGACAGUCAGAUUACUAUCAUGGGCCGGCAAAAGUAUAGAACCUUAUGGAAUCGAUUAUAUCCUUCAAAAAUUGGGAUUUUCUCAUGCACGCACGACGAUACCAAAAUGGAUACAACGAGGAUUUAUGGACCCUUUAGACAAAUUACUCGCUGUUCUUAUGUUAAGAAUGGUAUUAGCCGUUCGUGAAGAACCAUUGGAUGAACAAAAAGAACAUAAAAGAGAAAAAUAAUAUCGAAUCAACUUUUUUUAACAAUAUACAUAUGAUCUCGUGAUAUAUAUUACAGCAGUGCAAUAAUUGGUAAGAAAGACAUAAUACACAUCAGUGUUACUUAAGAUGCGUUAACAUUUAUGCGUAAAGUAACAAGCCUAUGUAUAAAUUUUUUUAUCAUUUGUUUAAAGUAAUUAGAUUUUAAAGUAGCUAAUAUUAGUAAUAAUUGCAAGAAGAAGAACCAUAAUGGUUGAUAAUAAUCGUUCUUAAUAAAGAACUAUGAAACUUACGUUUACAAAACUGACGUCCAAAUAUAUGUGCUGCAACGUGUGUGUGUGUGUGUGUGUGUGUGUGUGUGUGUGUGUGUGU